AGUUCUCAGGCAGGUAGCUGAGAGCAGGAAGCCAAGGGAAGCUCGGAGGAGGGACAGACCGGGCGGGAGGCGGUGCUGGCUAAGCCAGGACCGCCCUGCUCUGUGUGACUUGCUAGCAAGCUGGUCACAGUGCGCCGCCAAGGAGGCUGCGGCAGCAACCGGAGCUCCUUAGCCGGCUGCCUUGCGGCGGGUCCCCAUGCGGCGGCUGAUGGGACGCCUCGGAGCCCCUGCAGGCACAGCGGCGGCGGGCAGCGCCCAUGACUUGGACUAGCAGCAUGAGCAGCGGCUACAGCAGCUGGGAAGAAUCGGAGUCCGAGGAGUUUUUCUUCACCGCCCGCACGUCUUUUUUCAGGAGUCCCCUCUGCAAAGCCAAGCAAAGUCUGCAAGAUGUUCAGAAAGAGAAAGAAACGCAUAGUUACCUCACCAAAGAAGCAAUCAAGGAAAAAAUCCAAAUUUACAAUUCAGAUGUUACCGACAAGCUAAAGAUGACCUUGAACUCCAAUGAGGAGUACACUGGCUUUAUCAAAGUUCAGAUGGAAUUGUGCAGGCCUAUCAUGGUACGAGCUUCUGUGAAUCAAGGGAACAACAUCAUGAAUGAUGAGACAGCUUUUUACUUACCUAAAGGAUAUAUGAAUACGCUUCACAUCAGCAGCACUAAUACUGUCCGUGAAGUUAUUGAGGCUUUGCUCAAAAAGUUUUUGGUGGCUGAUAAUCCUGCUAAAUUUGCGCUUUACAAACGUUGUCACAGGGAAGAUCAAGUUUAUAUGUGCAAGCUUUCAGAAAUGGAACAUCCUCUCUAUUUGCGAUUGAUGGCAGGCCCAAGAACAGAUAUGCUUAGUUUUGUUUUGCGUGAGCAUGAAACUGGAGACGUUUUGUGGGAAGCCUUUAGCCUACCUGAACUACACAACUUCUUGCGUAUCCUGGACAAAGAAGAAGAUGAGCAAUUACAAAAUUUAAACAGGCGCUAUGCAGCAUACAGAGACAAACUUGAAGGAGCCCUUAGUGGGGUUUGGCAGCUGGGUUAAAAUGGGGCCAAAGAACACUCAGGAAAAAUUGCAUUACCAAAUACAUAUGUGAAAUGCCAAAACUAGUAAACACAUGGCAAGGGUGGUUGCCUCUUUAAACCAAGAGAGAACUUUUCCAAAGAGGUCCCAGGAAUCACAUUCUUAUCUUGCAUAUAUAGAGAGAGAAGUGGCAGUAUGUAUUGCUUGCAGAUCUCUCUCUUGUGGUGUUUGUGUCUUUCCAAGGUUUCUUUGUACUCACUGUGAUUGUGUGAUAUGUCUUUGAAAAGAGACAGCAUGAAACAGACAUUAAUUGCUUUAAUAAUAAUUUGGGGCUUUUGGAAAAAAGUGGGUAAUUUGAGUUCUCUUUCUAUAAAUCAAAGUAUAAUUUUGAUUAAGGAAUGUUCCAGAUCUCUAGCUGUAAAGAAAUCAUUUUUAUCAUAAGGAAACAGAAAUGAUUUCCAAUAUUGUGCAGGUGUUAAAGCAAUCUUUACUGGAGAAGGUAGAGAGGAAGUUGGAAAGAAGGUCAGAGGUAGAGAAAAAGAAAUGGAAGAGAGAAACAGGUCAUCCUGGAAGUCUGUUUUUGUGUUGGAAAGAAGAUGGGGAGUUCAGAGUUGCUGAAAUUAAUAUAUUCAAGGUUAGUUUUGAUAUGAGAUUUAUUAUAGUAGAAACUGAACUACAUAUGCAGAAAACGGAAUUGCUACUUUUAAAAAAGUGAUGUGGGGAUGCAUUGGUUCAAGUCUACUGUUAGCAUGGUGAUCUGCUAAGUAUUUAGCUGAAGUUUUCAUGAGCAAAAAUAAACAGUAAAGAAAUAAUCCAGAAUUUGUUUGAUUCACCAAUUGUCUGAAGGUGCAGUAGAAUUGUUCUGGGCACAUAUAAAAUAGUAAUGUCUCUUGUUUUUGAAAAUCCGUGGGUUGAGUCCCAAGCUCUAAGAGCAUGAGGAUUAUGGAUAUUUGCCUUAUUCUCUUCCUCCCAGCAGUCCUUCUCUAAUCCUGGAAAAACUGAUCUGCAUGAAUGUAGAGCUCCAGUCAGGAGUUGGACAAUUUUGUCCCCUUCCCUUCUUCACCACAGCCCCCCCCCCUCCCCGAAUCAGCCUUCCUGGGGUGAGAAAAGACUGUUGGAGAUAGUGCCUUCUGCUGAUGGAUUGCUGGAUUUAGACCUAUUUAUAUUUUGUAUUCUUAAGUAGGCUGGGAUAUUUGUGGUUUCUGAGUAAACUAUAAAUAGUUCAGAAGCUUAGGGUUCUGUGUACUGUUCAACUGAAGUGCAAGGUAAAUAGAGGAGGAAGAGAAUCUUACCUAUGAAGAACUAUAUAUUUUUGUCCAAAAAUAUUAUCUAAGUAUAUAUGCUAAGCAAAAUCAAAGAUACAGUGUGCAAUACAGAUCUUCUAUAUAACUGUAUGAAAAUUUGUUCAAAAUCUAAGUAUUCUUUUUUUAGCCACCUGGGAAAAAACAAUUAUUUGAAAAACUGCAUAGUGUUUUGAGGUGUUUCCCCCCCCAAUAAUGAGCAGCAGUUUCCCUCUUAAUUAUCUGGCCAAUAUUUUUGAAAUUUGCCUGCCACUUUAGUGCCACCUAGUGGGUAAUAUAUGCAACACUAAGAUACGUUCUCUUGGGAAAUGUGCCUUCAUUUUUAAACCUAGCUGCUUUUGUCCCUCCUUUCACCAAAAGAAACACACCAAGACAAUCUUGAUAUUUUGAAGCAUUAACAGUACAAUUAGUGAUCACAUUACCAUUUUUUAUCUUCUUUUCCACAUAACAUGACAGUAUUUUGUAUUGGAGUUUAUUGGGAACAUAGUGGCACAGGGAUGCUUAUAGAUAAAUCAGAAUAAGUUCCCUACAAGUUCUAUAGCACACUUACAGGCCAAUUUAGAUUACUGUUCCUCUGUUGUGGCAGCAAACAGCCCUGCAGAAUUGAAAGCAAUUACAUUUUACUGUGCCCAUUUCUUCAUAAAGGGGGCAUCAGAGUGCCUCCACCCAGGAUAUUCUACCACACACAGUAGUGCAAUUCCUGUGGCAUGCAUUUUAAAUAUUGCUUCUGGUAAAAUGUUAUUUUAGGUAUGGGCUUUUUGACAUAUAGCAUGUGAGAACAGAUCAGAACUGGCUCUAUGAUUCAUUUAAUUGUAUACAUGACAGUCAUUGUUUGCAGUUAAAUAUCUAACAUUUGUUGUUCAGAAUUACUGUUUGAGUCCAGAAAGAGCAAUUUUAAAGUAUGUGAAUCUUAGUUUUUACUUGAAAUUUUGUUUCUUUACUCCAAGUAUCUUAUUGGUGUCUUAUGCACUACAGGUUUAAGUAGGAGUGGGAGGAAAGGAUUUGUUCAUUCUUAAGAGAUUUUUUUUAAAAAAAUGCAUAAACACUGGCUACUUCAGCUUUUAUUUAAUUUAAAAUAGGGCAGUGAUACCGAAAGACUUCAAAAAUUAUUUAAGUAUUGAUCUGUCAAAUAUGUGUUGCAAAGUCUAUAUAUUUUCUGGGGUACCUGAAUGAAACAUAAAUGAAGACAGUGUAGGGAACACUGAAAAAGAGGUUUUGUUCUUUUUAAAAGAAACUAUUAUUUAUUAUUUUGAAAAGCUGUUCUUUUUAUAGGGGAGAUUUGAAUCCCUUCAAAGAUUUUAUUAAAAUGUUGUGAUUCUAUCAUUAAAGCUGAAGUUGAUAUAGUU
Heteronotia binoei (common prickly gecko) is the source of this 3651-nucleotide messenger RNA. RefSeq names its product Ras association domain family member 3 (gene RASSF3). The coding region runs from base 258 to 1025 and encodes 255 amino acids. The record is from RefSeq and is a predicted model, not a curated record. The transcript is spliced from 5 exons. Gene Ontology annotation, biological process: signal transduction. Lineage: Eukaryota; Metazoa; Chordata; Lepidosauria; Squamata; Gekkonidae. Gene Ontology annotation, cellular component: cytoplasm.